AUGUCAAGCCCAGCAUUGCAAUCUGUCAAAAAGUUGGUACAAAAUGGUUCUCGCCUUCGGCUUCCACCACUUCCAUCUCCAAGAGAUCUUAUCAACCUGUACAAACUUCGAGCCAAAAAGCAGCUCUCUCAAAAUUUUCUUCUAGAUAAAAGACUAACAGAUAAGAUAGCAAAAGCUGCUGGUGCUAUUAAAGAUGGUGAUGUAUGUGAAGUUGGUCCAGGUCCGGGAAGUAUCACUAGAUCAAUUUUAAAGCGUGUACCAGGUCGGCUUAUUGUUAUUGAGAAGGAUCCACGUUUCCUACCUUUUCUAGAGAUGUUGCAAGAGGCUUCUCAAGAAAGAUUGAAAGUUGUUUUAGGAGAUAUCUUAUCAGUGGACAUGCAAAAAUUGUUUCGUGAAGAUCUGCGCAUGCAGUGGGAUGACAGGUGUCCAAACAUUCACCUGAUUGGUAACCUCCCUUUUAGUGUGUCCACCCCACUUUUAAUUCAAUGGUUGAGAGAUAUUUCUUUGAGGCAGAAUGCCUGGUCAUAUGGACGUGUAAGAAUGACUCUUACCUUCCAAAAGGAAGUUGCAGAGAGAAUUGUUGCUGAAGCUAAUGGCCGUCAACGUUGUAGAUUGUCAGUGAUGUGUCAAAAUUGGUGUGAUGUAAAGCAUGUUUUUACAAUAUCAGGAUCAUCAUUUGUUCCACCUCCAGAUGUUGAUGUUGGCGUAGUUACACUGAGACCUAAGAUUGAACCAAUUAUAAAGGAGGACUUUCAUCUUGUUGAGAAAGUUGUUCGUCAAAUGUCAACUUUUCGUCAGAAGAAGUGUAUUAGAAGUGCUCAAACAUUAUUUCCACCGCAUGUUCGUGAAGAGAUGGCUGUAAAGUUGUUGCAUUUGGCCGAAGUAAAUCCUGACACUAGAUCUUUUCAAUUAACACUGGAAGAGUUCAAACGCUUGGUAUCAGCAUUCAGUUACAUGUGCCAAGAUUAUCCAAAGCUGCUGAAGUAUCAAUAUGGAGGUAAUAGUAAUGAUAAGGAAUUCUGGGAGAAUAAUGAAAGUAGAGAUCUUGAUAUUGGUGAACUUCUCCCUGGAGAAAAGGAUAUGGAUGUUGAAGAAGUACGAAAAUUGUAAAGUAACCUUGGUCCAGCGUAAAUAAAUUAUGUCUGCAUAGUAGGAACAUGAAA
Molecule: messenger RNA, 1163 nt
Organism: Frankliniella occidentalis (western flower thrips)
Lineage: Eukaryota; Metazoa; Arthropoda; Insecta; Thysanoptera; Thripidae
Gene: mtTFB1
Product: dimethyladenosine transferase 1, mitochondrial
Exons: 6
Coding region: 1-1110 (369 amino acids)
Biological process (GO): rRNA methylation; transcription initiation at mitochondrial promoter
Cellular component (GO): mitochondrial matrix
Molecular function (GO): mitochondrial transcription factor activity; rRNA (adenine-N6,N6-)-dimethyltransferase activity
Source: RefSeq, a predicted model, not a curated record